This is a messenger RNA of Danaus plexippus (monarch butterfly), 1363 nucleotides long. RefSeq lists its product as uncharacterized. Gene Ontology annotation, molecular function: odorant binding; olfactory receptor activity. The record is from RefSeq and is a predicted model, not a curated record. Gene Ontology annotation, cellular component: plasma membrane. The transcript has 4 exons. Bases 70 to 1230 code for a protein of 386 amino acids. Lineage: Eukaryota; Metazoa; Arthropoda; Insecta; Lepidoptera; Nymphalidae. Gene Ontology annotation, biological process: sensory perception of smell; detection of chemical stimulus involved in sensory perception of smell.
AUACAGUCCAGUUAAUAACGCAGGGAAGGUUGUAAAACUGAGAAAUUUAAUCAAAAUUAACUAAAAAAGAUGAGUUUGAUCGAUAGAUUUAAAACUAAGUUGGUUGACUACAAAGAGACAUUUAUGGAUUACAGGAUUGAAAGUAUUAUUUUACUUUUAAACUUCAUACCAUCAAUGGCGGGAUUUUCCAUAUUAAAUAAAAAAAAUUCCGUAAUAUUUUGGAUAGUACAUUUCUUUCUGGUACUCUACGUGUACGUACUUGGUAGUAUUAUGUAUCAAGUAAAUGUGGCAGACGGCCCGAUUGACCUUAUAAAAAGUUACGUAAAUCUAACACUAGUGAUUUUGAUCAUAAAUAACAGCUAUUGGUUUAUAGUCAAAAGAGCCACUCUGACGAAAUUGAUGGAAAAUGUAAUAGAAAAUGACACUCAAUCACAUCAGCUGGAUUUUUUGAAGCCAAAACACACGAAGCUGCUGCGAACAAUAAAAAUUAUUGUCUAUAUUUUCUAUGCCUUCAACAUUCUUGAUGUCAUUUUCGUCUAUAUACCGCGUCGUAUUGACGUCACCAACGAAUAUUAUUCGAAUGUCGCGUGUGUUGGCAUGAAACCGUUGACUCACUUUCCUAAGAAGCAAUUAUGUCAACUCGUUUUAUUUGCAACAGAAAUAUCUAUAUGUACGGUAGUCCUAAAUUACCAGGCUCUGAUAUUUUUUUUAAUAUCUCAUACAGCGGCCAUGUACCGAUUAUUGUGUGAAGAAAUUUUCGCUCUCGAUGAUGAUAACAUGGACACAGCCACUGUUAAAAAACGUCUUGUAGUUUUAAUCGGUCGUCACACACUCACUUUAACUAUAACUAAAACUAUAAAGGAUCUGUACAGUAUGCCUAUAGGAAUUAAUUUUGGCAGCAAUGCCAUAUGCAUUAUACUGUCGUUUGCCUUACCUUGGGAAGAAUGGGUAAAUUUAUCACCAGUGUACAUAUAUUGUUUCCUUGUAUUUUUUCUCUACUGUCAUUUGUGUCAAAUGUUGAUCAACGCGUCGGAGCAAUUUGAGUAUGCAGUUUACAGCUGUGGUUGGGAGAAGUUCGAUCUGAAAGAGCAGAAGACAGCGUAUGUUAUGCUGUUACAAGCUCAGAAGCCUGUGACUCUUUUGGCGGCGGAUAUUGUACCAGUUAAUAUUUACACUUUCGCAACGACUAUGCAAGCUAUGUUCAAAUUUAUAACCGUUUUUAAAUUUUAGUCAACUAAAAAAUAAAAACUCGCAACGAGCAUGUCCUAUUACUUGUGAAACAGCUUGUUUAAAUGCAACCAGCUUCAUACGAUUCCUUUUUUUCAAGAUUAGGCACAAUAAAUAAUAAAACUUUUAUUAUCUG